Gossypium arboreum is the source of this 1930-nucleotide messenger RNA. RefSeq names its product omega-hydroxypalmitate O-feruloyl transferase-like. The record is from RefSeq and is a predicted model, not a curated record. Gene Ontology annotation, molecular function: acyltransferase activity, transferring groups other than amino-acyl groups. NCBI's taxonomy places the organism in Eukaryota, Viridiplantae, Streptophyta, Magnoliopsida, Malvales, Malvaceae. The transcript is spliced from 2 exons. Bases 317 to 1615 code for a protein of 432 amino acids.
AAAUUCAUUCAUACCAUUACAAAGUUGUGACUGACAUCGAGCUACUACAAUCCUCGUUCCAAUAUUUUUCUAGUUUUUGGUUACUGCAAGUUCCAGCUACGAGACCUGACAAUUUUCUUCAGUUUACUCUGCAAACUUAAUAUCUCAUUACUCUCCUCCAGCUUUUUCACAUGGUUUGUUUCCUCAGAAUACUACGUUUCUGCAUUCAUAUCCAUUAGAUAUGCUUAGUUUCGUUUCUCAGGUUAAUAGAUGUAUCGUCUGAUCAUAUUUCUUAUUUAUGAUUUAGGGUGCAGAAACUAUUGAAGGUUGUGCUAUAAUGGAGAAGUCCAAUGGCAAAGUGUCCCUGCUUAGUGUGAAGCAAGGAGAGCCGACCCUGGUUUGUCCCGCUGAAGACACGGAAAAGGGUCUUUACUUUCUCUCCAACCUUGACCAAAACAUUGCAGUGAUUGUUCGCACCAUAUAUUGCUUUAAGUCAGACGAGAAAGGGAAUGGAAAUGCUGCUCAAGUGAUCAAGGAUGCUUUAAGGAAGGUUCUUUCCCAUUACUAUCCCCUUGCUGGGCGGCUAACAAUCAGCUCGGAAGGGAAACUGAUUGUUGACUGCACCGGCGAAGGGGCUGUCUUUGUUGAAGCCGAAGCUAACUGUAAGAUGGAGGAGAUUGGUGACAUAACAAAGCCUGAUCCUGAGAGUCUUGGGAAGUUGGUUUAUGACAUUCCCGGUGCAAAAAGUAUACUAGAGAUGCCACUUCUAGUGGCUCAGGUGACCAAGUUCCAAUGCGGGGGAUUUGUGCUUGGACUGUGCAUGAACCAUUGCAUGUUUGAUGGCAUUGGUGCUAUGGAGUUUGUCAAUUCAUGGGGUGAAACCGCACGAGGUUUGCCGCUAAGUAUCCCUCCAUUCUCCGACAGAGCCAUUCUGAAAGCUAGAAGCCAACCUAAGAUAGAGCACCUGCAUCAGGAAUUUGCUGAAAUAGAGGACAAGUCCAACACUAAUGAGCUUUACAAAGAUGAAAUGCUUUAUAGAUCUUUCUGUUUCGAGCCUGAGAAGCUCGAGAAACUAAAGAAAGACGCUAUGGGAAACGGGGAUCUUGAAAAAUGCACGACUUUCGAAGCUCUUUCGGCAUUCGUGUGGAGGGCUCGCACCAAGGCACUUAACAUGCUGCCUGACCAACAAACCAAGCUUCUCUUUGCCGUUGAUGGCAGGCCUAAGUUCAAUCCACCUCUACCAAAAGGCUACUUCGGCAAUGGCAUAGUAUUGACAAAUUCCAUAAGCCAAGCAGGCGAGUUAUUAGAGAAACCACUCUCACAUGCUGUGGGGCUGAUUCAGGACGCAAUUAAGAUGGUUACAGAUGAUUAUAUGAGGUCGGCCAUAGAUUACUUCGAGGUGACAAGAGCUAGACCAUCUUUGUCAUCAACCCUCCUCAUCACCACAUGGUCUAGGCUAUCUUUCCACACAACAGAUUUCGGAUGGGGAGAGCCUGUUCUAUCCGGACCAGUUGCACUGCCGGAGAAGGAAGUAAUCUUGUUCUUAUCUCACGGUAAAGAGAGGAAAAGCAUAAAUGUUCUUUUAGGAUUGCCAGCUUCUGCUAUGAAGGUCUUCCAAGAACAGAUGAAGAUUUAGAUGACAAGAAUAUUAAAUUAAUGUCGUUAUACCCUCUCUUCUAUUUCAUUACUUUUUUCUGGUACUCAAAUGUCUUUGUGGUAUAUUACUAUAUAUGUUCGUCCUUGGACAUGCAGCUGAUGAGCAAAUGAGGCCUGAUCAAAUACCAAGUAAAGCUGGUAUGGGGUCAAUGGGACAUCAAAGCUGAAAAUCCAUGGCUAAAUUUAGGGUGGUUUUAGAGGAGGCACAUGAUCAAUUUGAAUUUGUCUUCCACACAAGUUAUGUAUCUUUGUUUUUUUUUUUUAAUUAAAAUCUUAUGCCAUAUGUUGUAUUUAA